Molecule: messenger RNA, 890 nt
Organism: Closterium sp. NIES-65
Lineage: Eukaryota; Viridiplantae; Streptophyta; Zygnematophyceae; Desmidiales; Closteriaceae
Source: the annotation of a GenBank genome assembly
AUGUGUAUUGGUCCACAAUUCCGCAGUGUUAAAGAUCAAGCCGCAAAUGGCGGCGGCUCCGUGUGGAUGCCGAACCUCGUCGACGCGCAGCGCUCUCCGGCUGUUUCAGAUCCCUCGUCUCCUCUCAGCGCAUCUCACGGCGUGCUGUCCGUCCAGCAGCAGCAGCAGCAACUGCAGCAGCUGCUCGUCACGAUCGGCCAAUCAGCGAACGCCGUGAGCCAAGCCACGAUGCAGUUCGUCAACGCCACGUCGUCCGUCAACCCUACUUCAUUUCCCGCCAGCCACGUCAGCCAUCAGCAGGCUCAGUCCGCAGCUUCCAAUUCCGGCGCGGGCCAGCAGAGCGCAGCAGACGCGGUGGUGAACAUGAUUCUGCGCAAACUCGCCGGCGACGCGUCUGGCUUCGCGAAGCAUCCAGUCGCCAGCGCAGCGGCGGCCAGCCCCGCUUCGUCCAAAUCGGACGUCUCCGUCGAGCCCGCCUCCGCUGCUGCUCCCUCCGCUCCCCUGCUCGACGCCUCGUCCCGCCCCUCGUCCGCCCCCCCUCGCCGUCCGACUUUCCUCUCCGCGCCGGAGCGCGGGCCGUCCGCCGUCGUGCCGUCAUCCGCGGGCUCUGUCCCCGCGGACUCCGGCGUGAGUCUGCAGCAGUUGGUGCCGGGAUCGUCGGAGGAGACGGAGAGCGACGACGACAUGCUGCUGGCGUACCUGUACGCGCAGGGCCACGCGCACGCCACGGCGCCGGAGGUACAUGGGAAGGAGGACAAGGGCGGACGGCGCAGUGGGGGAGGUCGAGAAGCAACAGGAGCAGCAGGUGCAGCAGGUGCAGAGGCAGGGGGAGGUGAUGGCAAUGGAUGGAGCAGCGGACAUGUCGCUGCUGCUGCAGCUGCACGACGAUG